GUGAUCCGCCCUCGAUGUUUCCUGCUCGUGACCAACGCCGACAAAAAAAUGGCAUCAUAGAGAGUCAGGGUAGAACGUCCACGUGUUCUACAGGCUUUAAGGUAGAGAUUGCGCUCGCGCCAUAAAGUCGACCGGCUAGAGCGGUAGAUCUUUUGACUGUUGGGUCAGCUGUACUUAAGGAAAGAAGCCGGAAAGAAGCCGAAGGCGGAAUCUGCUUUAUUUUUCAACAUGGGGAAAAUGGACUUCCUCAGUCCCAAGGCGAUCGCGAACCGCAUUAAAUUGAAGGGGCUGCAGAAACUUCGCUGGUAUUGCCAGAUGUGCCAGAAGCAGUGCAGGGACGAGAAUGGCUUCAAAUGUCAUUGCAUAUCAGAAUCUCACCAGAGACAGCUUCUGCUUGCGUCUGAAAAUCCUCAACAAUUCAUGGAUCACUUCUCAGAGGAAUUCCGGAAUGAUUUCUUAGAACUGCUCAGAAGACGAUUUGGAACAAAGAGAGUCCAUAACAACAUAGUAUACAAUGAAUAUAUCAGUCAUCGAGAGCACAUCCAUAUGAACACCACGCAAUGGGAGACGCUGACCGAUUUUACCAAGUGGCUAGGGCAAGAAGGCUUCUGCAAGGUGGAUGAAACCCCCAAAGGCUGGUAUAUCCAAUACAUUGACCGAGACCCCGAGACGAUCUGCCGGCAGCAAGAGGAAGAGAAGAAGAAGAAGCAGGACUUGGACGACGAAGAGAAGUCAGCCAGGUUCAUCGAAGAGCAAGUCAAGAGAGGCUUGGAAGGGAAGGACCAGGAAACACCGGUCUACACGGAACUGAACCGAGAAAACGAGGAAGAGAAAGUGGUAUUUAAUUUGAACAAAGGAGCAAGCACUUCAGCAGCGGCACAGCCCCAGCCCAGUUUGUUUGGACCCAGCGGGCUGAAGACGGUAGGAGCAGCACUAAUGGUUAAACGGAAAGAAACGUCUAUCUCGGGGCAACCUAAAGAAAAGAAGAGAAAGACGGCACUGGAUGAAAUCAUAGAGUUAGAAGAAGAGAAGAAAAAAUCGGCUCGAAGUGACUACUGGCUACAGCCCGAAAUUGUGGUCAAAAUCAUAACAAAGAAGCUUGGUGAGAAAUACCAUAAAAAGAAGGCCAUUGUUAAGGAAGUGAUCGACAAAUACACAGCCGUUGUCAGGGUGAUUGAUUCUGGGGACAAACUGAAACUCGACCAGACCCAUCUGGAAACAGUGAUUCCAGCACCAGGCAAAAAGGUGCUAGUUCUGAAUGGCGGCUACAGAGGAAACGAAGCGACUUUAGAAGGCAUAAACGAAAAAACCUUUUCAGCCACGAUACUCAUCGAAACUGGUCCUCUGCAGGGACGCCGAGUAGAAAGCGUGGCCUACGAAGACAUCUCUAAACGGGCUUGAGCAGCAAAUGCUAGAUGGACUCUUGAAAAGCAUCCAGCUUAAAGAAGCCCAAAUCUGACCGCUACGGCGCCGGAGUUUUAAAACUUGACUGCAGAAUCGAGCAAGCAUGCAGGGUCUUUUUCAGAAAGGCAGUCUUGGACAAGAAAUUUCUUGCUUUCUAAGCCACUUCUGAACUCUCUGAUGUUUUGAUAUUUAAUAGUAUUAGCUCACUUAAAUGAGGCUAUUUCCAUUGGUUAAGCAUCGCCCGCCAUAAAAUACUUGGUUGGAGAAAAAAGAAAAAAAGAAAUCUGGAUUCUCUGGCAGCAUUUAAAGCUCUUAUUUAAGCACUGCUUCUGUGAAAACCAUUAUUAUCUGCAAUGGGAAACAUAGCACUUUAAUAAAAUAGCAUUUACAUUACUCUGGAUGCCUAUUAGCGGGACUUGCCUUUUUGUAAAGUUACACCCACCAUUUUCUUUCUCAUUCCUGCUGCGGAAAAAAAAAUGGUGGGCCCAACUUUACAAAAAGGAAGUCUUGCUUGUAGGCGUCUGGAGCAAAAUAAAUGCUAUUUUAUCAAAGUGCUUUGUUUCUCAUGGCAGAUAAUAAUGGUUUUGACAGAAACAGUGGUUAAGUAAGAGUUUUAAAUGCAGCUAGAGAAUAGGAAAUGGGAGAAGGCAACCACUAGGACCUGGCGGAGUAUACCAACAUAAAGAAGGUCCAGGAAGAUGUGGCAAAUUGAUUCACAGAGCUCUUGACACCUUUAUGUUGAAAAGGUAUAGUCGCAGAUUCAACUAGCCUAGAUAACGCCACAGUAUUUUGUGAUUUUGAGUAUGUUGAGAUCUUUUUUACACUGUGUUUGAAUGUCACAAAUAGUAUGCUGUAGAAGAAUCUUAUAAAUGCAUCUUAAUAAUUAAAUAAUCAUAUAGAGUUUUGUUUUAUAAAUCAGUGGCUGGCUCUUUGUCCUUCAGGAACCAGGCAGUUUAGAACCAAAGCCUUCUUGCUGCAUGACCUCACAUUUUCAAUACAUCAUUAAGAAUGCAGUGUUUUCAUGAGAGUGGAGGAUGUUCUGACGAAGUUGGGGUAGAACAUUGAUUAUUGUACAAAUGAGAAUAAACUGAGUGCUUUGAAGAAAAAAUAAACGCUUUCAGACAAAAAAAGUAUGUAGAACUCUGGGGCUUAGAAGAAAUUAUGGAUCUAUUAAAAUUAGUGCUAAUCU
This is a messenger RNA of Sphaerodactylus townsendi, 2593 nucleotides long. Its product is annotated as DNA/RNA-binding protein KIN17-like. Gene Ontology annotation, molecular function: double-stranded DNA binding. The record is from RefSeq and is a predicted model, not a curated record. Gene Ontology annotation, cellular component: nucleus. Lineage: Eukaryota; Metazoa; Chordata; Lepidosauria; Squamata; Sphaerodactylidae. Gene Ontology annotation, biological process: DNA replication; DNA damage response. The transcript has 2 exons. The coding region runs from base 229 to 1401 and encodes 390 amino acids.